UGUCCCAUGGAUCCAAUGCUCCUUCUACUGUUCUCCCUGCACUUUUUCCCGGAAUUUUCGCAGAAAAAUUCUGCAAAAGAUUUUCUCUUUUCUUCUCCUAGUGCUGGCUGUUGAUUGAUUCUCCUCCAUAGCUACCUUGCAGUUGUACAUCUAAUAAAUCUUCAACAUUUAGAAUCCUUUAUACCUUAACUUCUGAAAGAUAAAAACCCCAAAACCUUUUAAGAUGUGGGUGGACUUGAUCUAUAGAUUAAAGUCUUCAUCUAUUUUAUUCAAAUCUUUUUAAUGAAGUGAACGGCCCAUUUAUUUAUUUUAUAAAAAAGCAAAGAGCUUGUUCUUCCUUCACCUUAAUCACUCCCCUUUUCGUUGUUACGUGUGAAAAAGGCAUCGACAUAAAUGAACAGGGUGUAUUCUGUUUUCUCAUGAUCCACUUGCUUGGUACGGUUUUGUUUUCCACAGAAAACAAACAUAUAUUAAUAUAUUAACACACGGCCUGAUUCGCCUCCAACAGGUGUCCUUUUACUUACCAUAUAUAGCUUCUUUAAGAAUAAAUUGAGUUGUUGAUAAGACACAUCAGAUAAAUCAGUGAAGUUUUUGGGUGCACUUGACUGGUCAUAGCAAGAGAUUACAGUCACAUGGAGGCAACCUUUACUCUAACGCUCAUAGAAGCUGUAUUGAUUUUGCUGGCUAUAGCAAUUUCUAAAGCUAUCACAUUAAUCUCUCCACUUGAUCAUAGUCGUAAAGAUGCUGUUGAUUCGAUUCCCACGGUUUCUUGUCCUUCUCUUAUCAUUGGUGCUCCCCCUGCAAUCAAGUAUGACGUGUUUCUUAGCUUCAGAGGGGAAGACACUCGCCAUACCUUUUCUAGUUAUCUCUAUGAAGCACUUGACCAAGUGGGCCUUCAUACUUUUAUGGAUCACAAGCUCUAUAAAGGAGAUCAUAUCUCACUGAUUCUUCUGAAAACAAUAGAGAAAUCAGAGAUAUCUUUGAUCAUUUUCUCUAAGGAUUAUGCUUCUUCAACAUGGUGUAUGGAUGAGCUCGUUCACAUUAUGAAAUGUAAAGAUAAGUACGGAAGGCUUGUCGUCCCAAUUUUCUACAACGUAGAUCCAUCAAAUAUUCGGAAACAGGAUGGGAGAUUUGGAGAUGGAUUUGCCAAGCUCAAGCAGAGAUUUAAGCACGACCAAAAAAGAGUGCAGGAUUGGAAAAAUGCUUUGAUCAAAUCGGCAAGUCUAUCUGGGUGGGAUUCAGAGAAUUUCAGGCCUGAAUUUGAACUUGUCAAAAAGAUUGUCAAAGAUGUUUUGAGCAAGCUAAAUCGUAGGUCAUCCUUUCAUGUGGAUGGAUUAGUUGGGAUUGAUCGUCAGAUUCAGGAAGUUGAAGAGCUACUGAGUAAUGCUCGCAUUGUGGGAAUAUGGGGUAUGGGUGGUAUAGGCAAGACCACUCUUGCUAGUGCUUUAUUUGACAAGUUGAAAGCUGAGUUUGAAGCUUCCUAUUUUGUUAAAGAUGUAAGACAACUGCUGGAAAAGAAUGGGUUGGAAGAAUUACAGGAAAAAUGCCUUAAAGCAUUAUUAAAGGAUGAGGAUAUUAACACUUAUAAUUUGAGAUCUGAUUUUGUGAGAAGGAGGCUUCACCAUAAAAAAAUUCUUUUCGUACUUGAUGAUGUGGACGAUUUUAUGGCAACUGAAGAUUUGAUCAAAGCAUGUGGUUGGUUUGGGGAAGGAAGUAAAAUUAUUAUCACAUCUAGAGACAUGCAAGUGCUUAAGCAUGCUUCUGCAUUUCUAACAUAUCGUGUUCCAACAAUGUAUCCCCAUGAUGCUCUUCAUCUCUUUAGUUUGAAAGCUUUUAAGCAAAAUCGGCCGUUCAAAAACUACUUGGACUUAUCACAGCGGGCAGUGUAUUACUGUCAUGGAAAUCCUUUAGCUCUAAAAGUGCUGGGUUGCUUUCUUCAUGGCAGAGAAAAAGAAGUAUGGGAAAGUGCUCUGGCAAAACUAAAUCAUACUCUUCACAACGGCAUUUUUAAAGUGUUGAAGUUGAGCUUUGAUGGACUUGAUGAUCAUCAGAAGAAUGUAUUUCUUGACCUAGCAUUUUUUUCGAACGAACGGUGGAUUUCUCUGAACUAUGCAAGAGCCUCAUAUGCAAAUAUUGACAUAGAUGAACUUGAAAAGAGAUCCCUCAUUUCAGAGGAUGGACAUGGUAAUAUUGGGAUGCAUGCUCUAUUAGUGGAGAUGGGGCUUGAAAUUUCUCGGCAACAAUUAAUAUCUAACUCUGAAAAACCCAUUCGAAUUUGGAGACCCCAGGAUAUUUAUCAUUUCUUCAACAAUGACAAGGGGAUUGGGGCAAUUCGAUGCAUGUCAUUGGAUGCAAGCAAGAUAAAAAGCAUCGCAUUGAGGGCUAGUCAUUUUCAAAGGAUGUAUGAUUUAAUAUUCCUUAAUGUUUACAAGUCUGAUCAAAGAAAGCCUUCAAAGUUGAAUAUUUGUGAAGAGUUGGUUUAUCUUUCAGAAGAAUUAAGGUUUCUUCGUUGGGAAGAAUAUCCAAUGCCAUCUGUGCCAUUACAAUUUUGUGCUGAGAAUCUCAUUAAACUUGAUUUGCCUGGGAGUAAUAUCCAACAGCUUUGUGAUGUCAAUCAGCAAUUUCCAAAUCUAAAGGAAAUACGUCUAAAUGAUUCAAAAAAUCUCAUGGCACUUCCAGAUUUGUCUCAAGUCCCGGAGAUUGGGCAAAUGGUUCUUAAUGGUUGUGUGAAUUUACAUCAAAUCCAUUCUUCAACUGUCCCGGAAAAUCUUUUCCAUUUAUUCGUAGAAGAUUGUGGGCCAAUGAAGAUAAAUGUUGGGGGCAGUAUGAAAGGGAGAAGUUCAUCAGGGUUAGUGAUUGUGUACAAUUAUUUGGAUGUCCCCAAUUUGACAUUCAAUAAAGUGACAAUGAAGGUGUUGGUAUGUGGCAAGAUGAUGUGUGGUGUUGGAUUUAAGCAUGUGAGAAUGCCAUUGGGAGAGACGGCGGAAUUCAUGAGAAUGGGAAUACAAAGUUUGGCGACUUUACUUCCAUUUGUGAGGGUAGUUGAAUUGUUAGAGAGUCCAAUUGAGUUUGGGCAUGAUUUCAAGCAACAUCAUACCUACCAUGUUUGUCAUGCAUACAUUGGUCCUUUAAGCUGGAAUGACUUCAGGCUUUAUGUAAAGGUGAGGGGUGAUGGAGAAGAAAGGGGUGUGGAAGAUGAUGAAGAAAAGGAUGAGGAUGAUACAGAAAUUAUUAGUGAGAAUGAAAGAGAAAUAAGUAGUAAAGCUGAUUGUGUAGCAGAGACAACAUUAUUAUUAAUGGAAGAUGAACAAGAAGGGGCCGAUGAGGAUGAUAGUAAGAGGGACGAUACAUUAUUAACAACACUACUUAUUCCUAACAGCAUCCCUCGCUGGUCAUUGUUGGUUCGACUGACAUUAAAAGAGAGUGAUAUUAUUAUUGGGAAUAAUAAUACAGGUUGUAGCAUCAUCCCUCAAGCUUCAAUAAUCCUCAAAUCACUUAAUGAAGAUUGCAGAAGGAGGAUUCAGCCUCUCUUGGCAGUACAACUCUCUUCCCCAGUAUCCCCUUUACCUCAUCAUUCUUUCACAGUCCGUUAUAACUACUUGGAGGGUGCGCCACACGAUCCUUCUUUUCUUUAUUUCAGCAGUGAAUACUGGUCAAGUGAUUAUUUUGAUAGUCAUGGCUUAAUUGUUCACUUUUUCAAGAACCACUAA
Messenger RNA from Neltuma alba, 3710 nucleotides. Its product is annotated as putative disease resistance protein At4g11170. The record is from RefSeq and is a predicted model, not a curated record. Gene Ontology annotation, molecular function: ADP binding. Lineage: Eukaryota; Viridiplantae; Streptophyta; Magnoliopsida; Fabales; Fabaceae. The transcript is spliced from 6 exons. Gene Ontology annotation, biological process: signal transduction; defense response. The coding region runs from base 633 to 3710 and encodes 1025 amino acids.